Messenger RNA from Porites lobata, 5478 nucleotides. The record is from the annotation of a GenBank genome assembly. Lineage: Eukaryota; Metazoa; Cnidaria; Anthozoa; Scleractinia; Poritidae.
AUGUUUCUAGCGUUCACCCGCGUUCCUGAAGAGAUUAAUUUACGUGGUCCCUUGGCUCUGGAAGCCUAUAACAAGGCUCUUAAUGAAGGAAAAACUCGUUUCAAGAGGUUGCCGAUCAUGGUGAUUGGACAAGAUCGCUCCGGAAAAACCAGCCUUAAGAAUUCGAUGAUGGGAAAACCCUUCAACCCAGACGAAGACAGCACAGUGGGGAUAGAUGCUGGACCCUCACAUUUCAAUGUCUCUAGUGAUAUUUGCAUGCCAGGUGAGAAUAACGUGAACAAUCAAGCAAAGAUUGAUUUCAGAGAAGCCCUCUCUUUUGAGCACCACAUGGCUCGUUUAGUCGUUGGAGGUUUAACUCCCAGAAACAUUGAUUCAAAGGAGAAUUUGCUGUCAAAGGAGGCAAAAAUUGCAUCAUCACGUGUGGCAUCAAAAAAUGCAGCAGAAUCUGUUCAAGAAUCUGGUGCAUAUUCUGUAGCUUGCCAAGAAGAAAAGAACUAUGUAGUCAAGAUACCAGAUGAGGUAGCAGAGAGGAUAAAAAACUUACUAAAGAAAGUUGGGAAAGAGAGAGUUGGAGACGAUGCGGAAAUGUAUUCAAUUGUUUGGGAUUUUGCUGGACAACCUGUCUACUAUGCAACGCAUCCACUUUUCCUCACACAAAGAGCAGUGUACCUGUUAGUUUUUGACCUCAGCCGAGGUCUUCAUGAAAGAGCCGAUCCCACCGUAAAGCAAGGAAUGUACAGCAUGAUUUUAGACAAUCAUGAUUGUAAAAGUAACCUAGACUACCUGGAUUUCUGGAUGACAUGGGUUUCCUCAAUAGCCAAUCAAGAUGAAAACCAGCAGAUACGUUUGGGACAAUCACCGAUUAAUACUCCCCCUGUGUUCCUUGUUUGUACUCAUGCUGAUGAACCUUGUGGUGGGGCAGAUCCAUUUGUGCUAGCGCGUGAAGUGUUUGGUUCCUUGAAGACCAGGCCUUACAAAAACCAAUUGUAUAAAGACGUGUUUGUCGUGGAUAACACAAAGUCAGGGAGUAAAUCAGAGUGUCCAGAAGUCAAGCGUUUGUGGGAAAAAGUCGUUGCUGUUGCUAAGGAGCUACCACAGAUGAAAGAAGACUACCCAAUAAAGUGGCUAAGAUUCGAAAAGGCUCUUCAAACCAAAGUAAAAGAUGGGAAAAAGUGGAUUUCUCUGGAAGGUACAAAACAGAUUGCGUCCAAAAUGUGUCACAUUGAGGAUGAUCGGGAAUUUACAACACUGCUGAACUUUCUACAUGACCAGAGAAUCUUGAUUCAUUUUGACAGUUCUCCACUUUUGAAUAAUAUGGUCAUCUUGGAUCCCCAGUGGCUGGUCGACUUGUUUACGUCGGUGAUAACCGUCAAGCCCGGUCCCUAUGACGGAAAAGAAACAGAAUUGUGGAGAAGGCUGCAGACAGAGGGCAUUAUGGAGUAUAAACUUUUGGAACUUAUGUGGGAUCCUUUAUCAAUUCCAAAAGAAAUGUUUCCGAGCCUUCUAGAAAUCAUGGAGAAAUUCAGCUUGCUUUGUCCUUGGCCAUCAUCAGAUGCUUCAUGUGGCAAGCAGUAUCUCGUGCCCUCCAUGCUAAUGUCUCAUCCACCAAGGGAUAUUAUCAAAUUGAUAGCCUCCGCACAAAUUCCAUCCUUUUAUAUUAGGUUCGAAUCUGGGCAGGUUCCUCCAGGCUUUUUUCCCCGACUUGUGUUGCAGUUUUUUCAGUGGGGCCAAGACGAAUUUUGGAGGAAAGAGAAUCCUCAAUUGUACGCUAAUUUUGCGCGGUUUUACACCUCUGCAGAUGACGACUGCUCUGUAAUUCUUCUGUGCCAUUCAUCGUGUAUUGAAGUUGUGGUUCACAGAGGAAACCUGUGUACAAACCUGACAGAAUGUUUACAGUCUAAGCUGAACCUGUCUGCAGUUCCCAACUAUGAUGGAUUUGAAGGGGCCUGUGCUCGUGCUGUGCGAAGACAACUGGUGUUGAUGCUUGAGUGCAUGCGAGAAGAAUUCUUUUGGUUUAAGAAUAUGAAAUAUAAAGUAGGUGUCAUCUGCCCCGUUUGUUGCCAAGAACGUAAAGCUAAUUACUGCUGCAAACAUCACAAGCAGUGGUGGUGUGAGCAAGAGGAAUGUCUGCACUUCGUAUCUGAGUCUGAUUUGCGCAAGGCCAAAGAUUUCAUCAGGUGUCGCAGAUGUCCUACUGCAGAAAUUGACAAAGUUCACGUCAAACGGUUUGCACCUUGGUUUCAAACUUCCGAUGAACAGGUGAAUAGACUCUUACUCUUGCUGUAAUACAUUUACUACCAAACCCGGUUAUAUUUUAUCUAUUCCUUUAGCGGCAGUUGGUUAUCCCAGACACUCAAAUCAAACACUCUCACUUUGUUAAACCUCAGUAUUUUCUCACGAGAGCAAUGAUGAGAAACCCGUAUCAAGUGGUCCCCAUAUUAACCGAACACGAUCGUGAUUGAGUCCUACUCUUUUCUUUCCUUAGUAACUGUAAAACCAAUCUGGUUUAAGUGGACAUCUCGAUCUAUCAGACACUGGCGAUGGUCCCGUGGGUGUACGCUUAAUACAGUUUUAGCGUUUUCUCAAUGCUCUGUUGGUUAAGACCGCAGGAGAUCACCGGCACGUGUUUCUUUACAAGUAAAGCAGAAAUAGGCCCUUUGAAGCUAGGUGACUUUCAGUACACUACCACCCCCCUUCCCCACCCCUUCGCCUGCCCACAAGGCAACAAACGGUCCAUAAGAUAGCGUUCAGAGCACCUAAAAUCGACCUUGUUUAAUUCUCUCUUCCGUCUUUGUUACAGGUUAUAGCUGACGAAAGUGAGCCAAGACCUUCAGCUUCUGGAGGAGGUAAGAAUGCCACACUAAUAGGCUGGAUGGAUAAUGUAAACGAGUGAACUAAGUUAUUCGUGUAAUUAAAACCAUUCAGACAAAAAUAUUCGUCUCUUGGAGAUAUCUUAAUCUACCUCUAGCAUACCCUGGUAGUUAAUUAAUCUUUAUUCUGCAAACUUGGUAGCCUUCGAAAUGACUAGAGUUCCCCAAACAAACCACUCUGUCCUUGCCGAGGAUAGCGUACAAGCGCCUGUGCUUUAUUUACCAAGUCUAAAUGCUGAAAGUCGAACAUGAAGUUGUAAAAAAUCAUUGCCUUUCGCAGGAAUUGAUGAAAAAUUGCUUGUACUUCCAAGCAAGGCUAUAGAAACACUCAUGUCGCAGUCGUGUGACUCCAGAGAGGUAGUACUUCAACUGAAAGACUGUUUGAAAUUGGAUGAAGUUUCCUUAGAAAAUCCAGACCCUGAGACCAAACGAUUGAUUCGUUGCCUUGCAAAUAAAGCAAAACAGUCCAACAGACUUGACGUGGUUAGAGAAUUGAGAGAGGUUACACCAGCUGGAACUACAGGUAUAAAGUUUGUUGCGGGGGUUAAUGUAAGUUAAUGUAAGUACGGACGCAGAGAAUAUUUUGGAUUGGUAGGGAAAGCUCGCGCAUAGUGCGAGUUCAGCGAGUGCGGAAGGCACGAGGUUAUUUAGGGGAGUCCAGGCAUGCUUCUCCGGAAAUUAUUGAAAUUAAGACUUUUUCUGAAAUCACCGGAAAUGCGUUUAUUUCUAUCAGUCCUGAGAAAAUUUGGUAAAAUGUUUAUCACCAUUCUGUAAGUUUUCUGCACAAAAACGUAUAUUUAGUAGUAAAAUGUGUUUAAGAUUAGAAGUACUUUUGCAAAUGCAGAAGGCCCACCAGCCCCAUAGCUCCCUGAUCCCUCGACCUGCUUAAUAACAUAUUGUUCAUGAGCAACGCACAGGUCAGGAUUUAAAGAGGCGAUGAUGAAGCUCGCGGGAUAAGGAAUAGAUCUCACACACGAAAAAUUUUCUGAAACAUUUCCGUACGAACGAUAGCACAGUCCGAACAUUUUACUGUCCGUGGAUUUUUGAAUGAGGCGUAUGCAAUAUCGGCGGUAUAGACUGUAGUUUAGAGCAGUUGCUCAAAUCAGUAAUAGCUUCACUGUAGCUCACUGUGUUUCUUUUCUUGGCGUUGUGUUCAAAUAAUCAAUCUUCUAAACAAGGCGGGCCAAAAUUUUCAAGAAAAAAACAAAAUGUCCUUAAAAAAUGUACGAAAGUUGUUUUUCACACAGUUUUUGUCUCUAAAGUGAAUUCCUCUAUCAAGUUCCUUCAUUUUCUUAAUUUCUUUCAGCCCUGCACCUAUCUGUUGCCCUUUUUGACAUCACUCUCUUUCCUACAGGUCCUUUGUUGCCCGAGUGCCUUGAUGUUCGAAAUGUACCUUCUCCUCAGAUGCAGCGUCUUACAGUUCAUUUAAGCGGUGAUUGUCAUUUAUGUUGUGACAGGUUGAUCAGUAAUUCACAUUUGUAGAAUUAUAUGACAGCUCAGACUGGUCACAGAGAAAUAAUUUUCGUUAUGACUCCUGCGAGCUCUGUGAAUGAAUGUACUAUACUACGCUAUCUUUUAAAUCUCACUUUAAAUUGCAUCUUGCAUCUAAAACCGAGGGUAUUUCUACGAUAUUACACCUUUCACGCCUAUAUCCACAACACUUUAACAAUGUUAAGACGUAAUUUUUUUAUCUUCAAUAAGGGGACAGAUAGAUGAAAAAAAAACUGCCGGUAAUAAGUUUGGCGGAAAAAAUGAACGCACAUAAUCGUAUUCUUUACAGUCAAGGCAGGUCAAGCAUACCCCCCAAGAUUCUAUUAAUAAAAUAAAUAUUUGAAAAAUGAAUCCGUUAGUCGUUCCCGUAACUAGUGUGAAAUUCAAAUCGGCAUUCCUGCAUGCGCAAUGAGCAGUGGAUAUUUUACGAGAACUUCCCUAUAUUUGGUCAGAUCUAACGUCUUUGAAUGGAUUUAAAAAUUUCUUAGAAGACAUUUACAUCAAAUUCAGGGAAACUGAACUGGUAGAAAUUUCGUAACUGAAUAGCGUGUGAAUUCACGGCUCAUUACGGAUGCAAGAAUGCACACAGAGAUGAAUCUGAAAUCUACAACUACCGACGGAUUCAACUUUCGAAUAAUUAACGCAUUAAUGAGAUCUUGAGGGAUACGCGUAGACUACGAGUAGUCCCCCAAUUUUCCUCAGGGAUAGUAGAGCGAGCGAAACUCGGGCGCGCGUGAAAAUCAACCCACGCGGGAAAAGGCUACACGCCGGGUGUCGCCUUUUCUCGCAUGGGGUGAUUUUCACGCGCGCUCGCGUUUCGCUCGCUCUACUCUCCCUGAGGAAAAAUGGGGGACUACUCGUAGUCUAGGGUACGCGUGACCUGGCUUGACUGUAAAAGUGAAAUAUGAUAUUCGUUUUUGUAGGAGGAGAAGAGUGGAAGCCGCUUGCUGAGAAACUGGGCUUGGCGCCACAUGAGAUUCGUUACCUGGAUACCCGGAUACAGAACCCGUGUGAGGCCGCUAUUGCGUUUAUAUCUCAACAGCGAUACCUCAAUGUGGGUGCACUGUACGACAUGAUGAUAGAGUGUAGGAUGCCUGUCUUUGCAGACCUACUAUGA